AUGAGCGAGUCCAUUGUUGGUUUCGUAGAAGCCGGCUCUGAGCUGGGCAUCCUCUCUGAAGAUGGGAAAAACUGCUUCAAUAUCUAUUGUCCAAGUUGCAAGAGUUUUAUUUUACGUAAACUGCAAGGGUCUAAACUCUUUCCUACAUCUAUUCAUCCAACUCUUGGUCAAGAUCUAACGAAUAUUCGUAUGCCUAGCAUUCAUAAAUCAGAUAAUUGCUCAGCCACUGCUUCACCUUUCUUUUGGCUAGUAUCAGACAUGAUGCAGUUUGAAAAUAUUGGGUUUUCUCGACCUAUUCAUGAUACUACUACAAACACUAAAGUAUAUACUAUCGAUCGAUAUCUCUCUUGUGCAGACUGCGAUCUAGGUCCAUUGGGAUGCUCGGUUCUACUUGCUGAUAAACCUGAUACAUCUACUUGUCCCAGCAUCGUUGAAUCCAACCCACUUUCCGAUCAACCCAUCGAAACAAUCACCACUGCUGCUCCUACCAAACUGCUCAUGAUUGCUGCCGAUAGAGUGAGAUACAAAUUGAUUGAUUAAACCAUUCGUUUAAAUUUAUUAUGCAUUGUAAAAUAGAACAGGGUUAUCUCG
Molecule: messenger RNA, 591 nt
Organism: Batrachochytrium dendrobatidis JAM81
Lineage: Eukaryota; Fungi; Chytridiomycota; Chytridiomycetes; Rhizophydiales
Exons: 2
Coding region: 1-540 (179 amino acids)
Biological process (GO): post-Golgi vesicle-mediated transport; small GTPase-mediated signal transduction
Cellular component (GO): membrane; cytosol
Molecular function (GO): zinc ion binding; guanyl-nucleotide exchange factor activity
Source: RefSeq, a predicted model, not a curated record